GUUACGCUCGCAAAUUGCUCCCAUGUCCAACGUCCUGGCCCUUUCCGUCAAUACAACCUCUCCUAUCGCAAUUUUUCUCAUCUACCUCCACCAUGACGUCCCUGUCAUCUUCUCUCUACACAGCCGCCUCGUUUCUUUACAUCGCUAUCAUCCCGAAACAUGUCAAAGUUGGGCUCACUCUGAUUCCGCACACGAUGAAGGCGGUGCCAUCUACGGAGCAAUUCGCUCUGGCAAAAGCUAUUAUUCCCGCCACCUGGCACUUUGUCAACGGCUAUUUGGUCACACUCGCGCUCUUGAACUACAAGUGGGCCAAAUCUGGAGGUCCUACGACGACGAUGGAGAAGUGGAUCGUAGGCGUUAAUGCCAUUGCCGGGGUCUUAGUUGGUGUCCAGUACUUCAAGGCUCGCCUCAACGUUGCCCUGUCGGUGCUAUGGUUAGCGCCUGGUCUCAGCAUUGCCGCCGGACUUCUCCAAUCCCGUUGA
Aspergillus fijiensis CBS 313.89 is the source of this 482-nucleotide messenger RNA. RefSeq lists its product as uncharacterized. The coding region runs from base 93 to 482 and encodes 129 amino acids. The transcript is spliced from 2 exons. The record is from RefSeq and is a predicted model, not a curated record. NCBI's taxonomy places the organism in Eukaryota, Fungi, Ascomycota, Eurotiomycetes, Eurotiales, Aspergillaceae.